GAGCGUGCUGAGCGCAGCGUUUGUCGCCGGCCCCGCCAUCGCCGUCGCCAUGGAGCGCCUCACCGUGUCCCCUCAGCCCGCGGCGGCCGUCGACGAGUACCUGGAGUACCGCAGAAUUGUUGGUGAGGACGAUGAAGGGAAACUUUUAACCCCAGAAGAAUAUGAAGACUACAAGAAAAAAACUUUACCCAUGCGAUUAAAGAACAGGUUAUAUGUGAGCUGGAGAUCUCCAACUGGCAUGGAUUGUAAACUUGUGGGCCCAGAGACGCUCUGCUUUUGCUCACAUAGGUACAAACAACAUAAAACAGACUUUCAAGUUAUCCCCAAAGAUCGUCCUAUAUGUGUACCUUGUAGGGUGAAUCGUUGUCUGUGCAAUUCCUAUAAUUACGUUCCUCUAAAUGGAACUCAACCAAUUCGCUGUAGAUGUAAACACUUCGCCGAACAACAUAGUCCAGCGCCAGGGUUUUCUUGCAAUGUGUGUUCCAGAUGUUCCGGAUUUCAUAGUUCGUUCACUUGUGGUUGUGGCCAGCCCACAUAUGCUCAUGAUACAGUAGUGGAAACUAAAGAGGAGAGACUGGCCCAAGGAAAACCAGUGGGGCAGGAUGUUCCCUACGCCGCAAUGGGAGGAUUAACUGGUUUUAGUUCUCUAGCAGAAGGCUACAUGAGAUUAGACGACAGUGGAAUAGGUGCACCUUCACUUGAAUGUCUGGAAUCUCCUGAAACUGCCAUGGAUCACCCAUUUAUUAAAGCAUUUCAAAGACCAUCCUGUUCUCAGUCUAGAUCAACAGAUGAUUCUGCAGGCACAAGCAGUCAGAUUUCCUGCUUAAAGAGAGUUGGAGAGGAUGACAUGGCUUUCUUUGAAAGGCGGUACCAGGAACGGCUAAAAAUGGAAAAAGCUGAUAAACAGAAAGGAAAAGCUUCACUGCCACCAACAACCAAACAUCCAUGAAGAUAACUGGGUGAAAAAAAGUUACUACAAUCUUUAAAAAGAAAAAAAAAAUGAAGAAAGAAGUGGGGAAUGGCAAUUGUGUAUCCACCUUUACUCCGCGUAUAUGUGUAUGUCUGUUUUUCCUCACGCUAAUUUAAUAUUUUACUAUAAUAAAAUAUAUCUUCAAAAUUGUAUUAAAGCAGAAAUUGA
Messenger RNA from Tachyglossus aculeatus (Australian echidna), 1138 nucleotides. It is a transcript of the gene FAM221A, whose product is annotated as family with sequence similarity 221 member A. The coding region runs from base 50 to 949 and encodes 299 amino acids. The record is from RefSeq and is a predicted model, not a curated record. NCBI's taxonomy places the organism in Eukaryota, Metazoa, Chordata, Mammalia, Monotremata, Tachyglossidae. The transcript has 7 exons.